AUGGCUGAAAGCAAACCAGCAGCAAUCCGAUCUUACGAUAUAGAAACGCGCGGAGUGGAAGCUGGAGAGUACCACCCUUCCAAAGACCCUCUGACGGAAUUUGGAGAUAUGGUGACUGAAUUGGGAAUAUCAGGAGGUAGAUAUGAUAGGAUAGUAACUUCCAAAUCUGGUAGGAGUUAUGAGACAUCGCAUCUGAUUAAAGAAAGUAGGUAUGUAUAUAGAUCGAAAGGGAAUGGAAUCUGUUGGAUAGAGAGCAAAGGUGAUAAGUAUCAUACUUAUUAUCACUCUACGAGCUGUACGAGUGGAGAGUGUUUGGGGUGGAAAUCAGGAGAAAUCAAGAGGCUGGAAAGUGAGAAUAUACCUCAUGAUCCAUAUUGGAAUCUAACAUGCGCCGAGGAGCCAAAAGACGAAGGAACAGGAACAAGAAGGUUGAUAUGUAAUCCCUCUUCCAAGAGGUUGAGUCAAUCAGAACCGGAAGAUUCGAAAUUGGAUGAAUGGUUUAGGUCCAAAAUAACUGGUGGAGAUGCGGAGGUGUCCAAGGGAUGGGUAGGGUUUCACAUUGUCAGACCUUGGUCUAGUACAGUCGAACCAUACUCUACUUACUGGACGGAAUAUAAACUGCCAAAAGAGAAAGUUGGUUCGUUCGCUGGCUGA
Molecule: messenger RNA, 654 nt
Organism: Kwoniella botswanensis
Lineage: Eukaryota; Fungi; Basidiomycota; Tremellomycetes; Tremellales; Cryptococcaceae
Exons: 1
Coding region: 1-654 (217 amino acids)
Source: RefSeq, a predicted model, not a curated record